Molecule: messenger RNA, 2790 nt
Organism: Humulus lupulus (European hop)
Lineage: Eukaryota; Viridiplantae; Streptophyta; Magnoliopsida; Rosales; Cannabaceae
Exons: 3
Coding region: 1-2790 (929 amino acids)
Source: RefSeq, a predicted model, not a curated record
AUGAGCAGGUUUUUUGAUGGUUGGAAUUAUUUUAAGGGUUCUCUUAGUGAGGGUAGAAUCUUGCUGGUUUGGAAAAGUAGUACUCUGUUAGUGGAUAUUCUUCAAGAGAGUGAUCAAUUUGUUCAUACACUUAUUAAGGAACAACAUUCAAAGAGGGAGUAUUGUGUGACAUUUGUUUAUGGGAGAAACACAGUUAAUGAAAGAACUCAGAUGUGGCAUGAUUUAUCUUGCCUUAAUUUCCCUGUUGCUCCCUGGUUGUUGGCUGGAGACUUCAACUCUGUUUUUGAGUUUGAUGACAGAAGAGGGGGUCGGCCAGUUACUUCCACUGAGCUGAUUGAUGCUCAGAGAUGGCAAGGGCAUGGGUUAGCUGAUGAACUUGGUUCAAAGGGUUAUCAUUUUACGUGGACUAAUAACCAAGCAGAUGGUGCUAGAAUUUAUUCCAAGUUAGAUCGUAUUUUUAAAAAUGAAGAGUGGAUUGACCUCUUUCCGGCUUCAGUUGCUGUCAAACAUUGGGAUAUUCUUUCAGAUCAUUGCUACUGCCUUAUUAAGGUUUUUCAGGAGGUAAUAUCUGGUUUUAAACCUUUUAGGUUUUAUAACAUGUGGGUGGAACAUGAUAGAUUCACAGCUACUGUUAUGCAAAGUUGGAAAAAGCCAGUAGCUGUUGGAGGUUUUGAUGGUAUUUAUGUGAAACUUAAGAGGCUUAGCCAUGUCUUAAGGAAGUUUAAUAAAUCUGAAUUUGGUGAUGUUGAGCGUAACUUUCAGAUGGCUAAAGAGACGUAUAACCAGACUCAAGCUCAUCUCCAACAUGAUCCUCAUUCUUCAGAUUUUCAGGCUGAGGAAAAGCAGGCGUUUGAGAUUCUGGUUCAGUAUUCCAAGAUUUAUGACAGUUUCUUGAGGCAAAAAAGUAAAGUUAAUUGGCUCAAAUUUGGGGAUGAUAAUACAGCCCAAAGUAAGGCUUCGGGGUCUAUUCACAUGGAUUGCUUUGUUCAUGGUAAUAUCCUCUUUUUAGAGCAUCAACUGGCUUUAGUAAAACCAUUUACUAAGAAGGAUGUUAGAAAUGCUAUGUUUAGCAUUGGGACUAUCAAGAGUCCGGGGCUGGACGGAUAUGGUUCGGGUUUCUUCAAAGCACUGUGGAAUGAGAUUGGUGAUGAUAUUUCAGCGGCUGUUUUGGGUUUCUUUCAGCAAGGUAUUAUUCCUAAAAAUCUAAAUAAUGCUUUGUUGUCUUUGAUUCCUAAAGUUGCAAAUCCAACUAAGGCAGUGGAUUAUAGGCCCAUUGCUUGCUGCAAUACAUUAUAUAAAUGUAUUUCUAAGAUGAUGUGUGAGAGACUGAAAGUGGUCCUUCCUCUGUUAAUUCAUCAAAAUCAAGGGGCAUUUAUUAAGGAUAGACUUUUAGCGCAUAACAUUCUUAUUUUUCAGGAUAUCCUUAAGGGUUAUAAGAGAAAACAUAUCUCCCCUAGAUGUGUGAUGAAAAUCGAUCUUAGCAAGGCUUAUGAUUCCAUUGAUUGGCACUGUUUAGAGGAGAUUCUUGCUGGUUUUUGUUUCCCGAAGCAGUUUAUUAAUUGGAUUAUGGUGUGUUUAAAAGAUGCUUCUUAUUCUAUUUUGAUGAAUGGUAGAGUGCAGGGCUGUUUUACUGGUAGGAGGGGGCUGAAACAAGGGGAUCCGAUUUCCCCUGUCUUAUUUGUUCUGGUUAUGGAGUUUUUCACUAGGAUGCUCAUUCAUGCCACUCAAAAUAAGGACUUUAAAUUUCAUCCUCGAUGUAGAAGGUUGAAUUUAGUGAGUCUUUGUUUUGCGAAUGACUUAGUGAUUUUUUGCAAGGGAAAUAGUACUUCAGUUCAGAUUAUACAGCAGUGUUUUAAAGAUUUCAAUGCUGUUUCUGUUUUGACAGGUAACUUGGACAAAUCUAGAGUGUAUUUUGGGGGUUUAACAGAGUUAGAGACCAAGGAUAUUCUAAAGGAUUUGCAUUUUGCUGAAGGUGAUUUCCCCUUAAAGUAUCUUGGUGAUCCGCUGAGACCUACAAAAUGGAGGGUUGGGGACUGCGCUACUAUAAUUCAGAAGAUUCAAUUGAAGCUUCAUCAUUGGUCUAAUCGUCAUCUCUCAUUUGCUGGAAAAGCUCAACUUAUUCACUCUGUUUUAUUGGGAAUUAGAGCUUUUUGGAUGAGUAUUUUUCUCCUCCCUAAGAGUGUAAUUAAUGAGAUUGAUCACUUAUGCAGGAGAUUUCUGUGGGGGACCAGCAGAUGGAAUGAUAACAGAAGUAAACUUCACCUCACGGCUUGGGAUCAAGUGUGCCUUCCUAAGUGUUUGGGAGGUAUUGGCUUUAGGGAAGGGGCCAAAUGGAAUAUGGUUCUUCUUUCUAUGUAUAUUUGGGCUGUUUCUACUAAACAGGAUAUACUUUGGGUUAAAUGGAUUGUUGCCGUUUAUCUUAAAGGGCAAUCUAUUUGGGAGUACAAUCUUCAAUCUGAUGUGAGCUGGUAUUGGCGUAAACUAAUCAAGCUGAGGUCAGUCAUAAGCAUGGAGAUGUUAGAUAAAGCUGUGGUGAAUAGCAAAUUAAAAACCAGCAAGCUGUAUUUUCAGUUGGUUAAUAAGGAAAGAGUUCCUUCUGCUCCCGUUGUUUGGUGUAAUUUGUCUUUGCCCAAACAUAGAAACCAGUGCUUGUUUAAUUCCUUUUCUGUUUCUGUUAACAAGGCUGUAUCUCAGGUGCAAGAGUGUUUAAGGGCUAGAGUUUCUAUUGUGUCUCAGGCUAAGCUGAAGAGUAAAGAAAUAGUCUUUCUUAAAAACCUGAAUCUCUUGUAA